Molecule: messenger RNA, 1016 nt
Organism: Gastrolobium bilobum
Lineage: Eukaryota; Viridiplantae; Streptophyta; Magnoliopsida; Fabales; Fabaceae
Product: acireductone dioxygenase 1
Exons: 5
Coding region: 168-731 (187 amino acids)
Molecular function (GO): acireductone dioxygenase [iron(II)-requiring] activity
Source: RefSeq, a predicted model, not a curated record
AGAUGAUGAAAAUACGGAGCAUACACCACAAUAAUACUAUGUAGUUUUUUAGUUACUUAAAUUUUAUUUUAUGUCUUUUAUAUAUAUAUUCACCGGUUUCGUAUAGAGAACAAAUCACAGUAAGCUAGGCUUCUACAGGAGUGGUGGAAACUUGAAAGUUGUCAUUCAUGGCGAUUGAGGCAUGGUUCAUGGACGAUAGCAACGAAGAUCCAAGGCUUCCUCACCAUGGCAACCCUAAUGAAUUUGUUUCCAUCGACCAAUUAGCAGAAUUGGGGCUCUUAUACUGGAAGCUGAAUCCAAAUGAUUAUGAGAACGAUGAAGAGUUGAGGAAGAUUAGAGAAGCUAGGGGAUACAAUUACAUGGAUCUGCUUGAUUUAUGCCCAGAGAAAGUGGAAAAUUAUGAAGAGAAGUUGAAGAACUUCUAUACUGAGCACAUUCACCAGGAUGAAGAGAUUCGUUAUUGUUUGGAAGGAAGUGGUUACUUUGAUGUGCGAGACAAGGAUGAUCGCUGGAUUCGCAUUUGGAUCAAGGCAGGUGAUCUUAUCAUUUUACCUGCUGGAAUCUACCAUCGGUUCACUCUUGACACAAGUAAUUAUGUGAAGUUAAUGAGGCUGUUUAUGGGCGAGCCAGUGUGGACAGCAUAUAACCGACCACAGGAAGAUCACCCUGCUAGACAGGAAUAUAUUAAGACCUUGACUGAUAAAAUUGGAGUGCCGCUUGCAGCUCAUUAGGACCCUUAAAAUAUAAAAGUACAUCUUUUCAUAGAUGUUACAAGUUAAGGUUUGUGAUAGAAAAUGUUGGUAUAUUAUGUAUAAUAGUUUUACCCAAUAGAAGCCCUGUCUAUGAAACCUAAAACAGACCAAGCAUGAGAUGAAGCUGUCUUAAAUAAGUUUAAAAGCAUAUACUAUCUGUAUACUUAUUACUAGUUUUUGUCUAUGUGAAACUCCUAUUAUGUCAGGAUUUGGAUCCUCUCCUCGAAAAAGUGGUUAUAAUUAUAUGUUUAUAUUAUGGGUAAA